AUGGUCUCAAAAAGGCAGCUUGAAAAAGAGAAAAAGUAUUUAGCUAACUCCCCCCCCCCCUCCGUGAGCGAACAAAAAAAUUUUGUUCGCUCACGGAGGGGGGUUAAUUUUUUUUUUUAAAAAAAAUUUAUAUAUAAAUUUUAUAAAAAAUAUUUUUUUUUCGAAAUUUAAAAAAAUCCUAAUUUGCAAAAAUUGGGAAGCAAAUAUUAAUUUAAUUUGCAAAAUUUAUAUGUUUUAAAACGCAAUUUGUUUAAAAUUAAACAGAAUUAGCUCUAGAUUUCAUUAUACUAAUUAUCACUUAUAUAUCAAAAUUUUUUUCCAUUAAAAUUUUUUUUCUAUUAAAAAAAUUUUUGUUCACUCACGGAGGGUGGGUUUUUGGUCAAAAAAUGGCGAUUUUUCUAAUGGUUUUGUUCGCUCACGGAGGGGGGGGGGGGGGAGUAAGAAAAGAAAAGAUAAAAAGAAAAAGGCAAAAAAAGUUGACACAGUUUCACUAAAAACACCUGAAAAUGAAGAAAAUCAGCCUCAAGAAAGUAUUGAAAUUAUAGAUAAUGAUAUUGAUACUUAUCUGCAAGAAAAUAGCAUUGAUCCCGCUUUUCAUGAAGUUUUCAAAAAAUUCUAUGCCGAGCCAGCCAUUCAACAAGAAAGUGAGCCACAAGAAGAAUCUCAACAAGAGCAAGAAAUCGCACAAGAGACUAUUUUAAGUAAGAAAAAAUUAAGAAAACUCGCAAGACCUUCUAUUUUCCAAUUAA
Molecule: messenger RNA, 749 nt
Organism: Blepharisma stoltei
Lineage: Eukaryota; Ciliophora; Heterotrichea; Heterotrichida; Blepharismidae
Source: the annotation of a GenBank genome assembly